Eupeodes corollae is the source of this 1262-nucleotide messenger RNA. RefSeq names its product acyl-coenzyme A diphosphatase NUDT19-like. The record is from RefSeq and is a predicted model, not a curated record. Bases 154 to 1203 code for a protein of 349 amino acids. Gene Ontology annotation, cellular component: mitochondrion. NCBI's taxonomy places the organism in Eukaryota, Metazoa, Arthropoda, Insecta, Diptera, Syrphidae. Gene Ontology annotation, molecular function: hydrolase activity, acting on acid anhydrides, in phosphorus-containing anhydrides. The transcript has 6 exons.
UUAAACCCCUACCCCAGUGGCCUGGCUAAAAGACCUGAUAAACUGAUAACACGGAUUUUACACAUAGUUUUCUAAAAAUCCUCAAGAACAUUGAAAUCCAGAAAUUGAAUACAAAAUCAGAAACUAUUCAACUUUUAUAAACUCCACAAGAAAAUGAGUGUCAAAACGUUGUGGAAGGAAUCAGCGAGUAUGAUAGUACUAGCGAAGAAUGGAACCAAGAACAAAACAUUCAAUUAUGAUGUUCUGAUGUUCAAACGCUCUAAAAAAACUUCUUUAAUGCCAAAUCAUGUGGUUUUUCCAGGAGGUGUUAAAGAAUCUCUGGACGAGUCCACUAAUUGGAUAAAACAUUUGAACAAAAUAGGAAUUCAAGAGAAAUGUUUGAAAGAUCUUACUCUUGUUCAUGGACAACGACCUGGAAUUUUCACAAAAACCUCACCUAAUUCUAUUGAGAAGGAAAUUGCAUUGCGUAUCACUGCUAUUCGAGAAACAUUUGAAGAAGUUGGUUUGUUCCUGUGUCGAGGAAAAGAUAGCUUUAGCAAAGAAAGACAAUACGGGGUAUUUAAAGAAGAUUUUGAUCGAAAACAUUGGCAGCAAGAAGUACAUAAUAAUCCGUCAAAGUUUUUAGAAAUGUGCGAAGAAUUAAAUGUAUUUCCAGAUCUGUGGAGUUUAUACGAAUGGUCUGUUUGGUUGACUCCGGCAUCAGACAAAAAAAGAUUUCAAACAGCAUUUUUCUUAGUGACCCUUAACGAAAAACCCAAUUUGAUCAGUGAAGAACACGAAGUGACUGAAAUAUUGUGGAAAUCCCCAACAGAAUAUUUUGAACGCAACGCAGAAGUAUCGUUACAACCGCCACAAGUUUAUGAACUUUCGCGUCUGGCUAACUUGAGUGAAAUUGAAAAGGUUCAAAAAUUUGCUUCCGAAAGAAAUUCCAAGGGAUCAACACUUUUUCUUCCAGUAAGUCACAAAUGUAAAAAUGGUUCAGUAAGGAUAUUGCCAGGAGACGAUUGUUAUCCAGAUGAUCCAAACAAUUGUACAGAAGUUGUACGAGUUGAUGAAAACGUAGAUACUUUUUGCUCAACUGCCAAAAGAUGUCAUCGGAUUAUUAAUUCCGGAAGUAAAGAAUCCACAGCCAUUUUAAAUUUUGAACCUUUUGAUGGUCAUUUAAGUCCUAUAAAUGUAAGAAAUAUUGUGAAUAAAAAAUAACUACUACCAAAUAAUAUGUUUAAAUAAAAACACACAUAUUUUUUGAAAGAUUUUUGCAA